Messenger RNA from Monascus purpureus, 279 nucleotides. The record is from the annotation of a GenBank genome assembly. Lineage: Eukaryota; Fungi; Ascomycota; Eurotiomycetes; Eurotiales; Aspergillaceae.
AUGCCCCGCAACAUCCCCGAGGCCGAUCCCGAUGAGCCUUUAGAGACCAAGCCCUUCAAGUUCGUGACUGGCUAUGAUGCCCGUUUCCCUCAACAGAACCAGACCAAGCACUGCUGGCAGAACUACGUUGACUACCACAAGUGUGUCAAUGCCAAGGGCGAAGACUUCCGCCCAUGUCGUCAGUUCUACUACGCCUUCCGUUCUCUCUGCCCUAAGGCCUGGACUGACCGGUGGGAUACUCAGCGCGAGUCUGGAAACUUCCCUGCCAAAUUGGAUUAG